Poecilia reticulata (guppy) is the source of this 1551-nucleotide messenger RNA. RefSeq names its product RAD52 motif containing 1 (gene rdm1). Gene Ontology annotation, cellular component: nucleolus. Gene Ontology annotation, molecular function: RNA binding. NCBI's taxonomy places the organism in Eukaryota, Metazoa, Chordata, Actinopteri, Cyprinodontiformes, Poeciliidae. The record is from RefSeq and is a predicted model, not a curated record.
AGUUUCCACUUCAGCUGCAACAGGAAGACUGAGGUGAAGUUUGGAUCAGCUGAUGCAGAAAGUUUCUGGAUAAAUCUGAGUUUAGCAGCCGUCAGCAUCAUGAUUUUGCAGCUUGUCGUUUCCUCGAGAGAACAAUCUGAACAGCCUACAGCUCAUGUUUUAAUGACUUACUCCAAACUCUGCCACCUACUGGGCAAUCAGGAUGGAGGUGGACAUCCUGGAGUUCAAGGUUCCCAUGGACAACAACAAAACCGUAUUCGUUUGGGACAUCCCUCUGGUUCUGACCCAGGACCAGAUUUAUGAGCAGCUCUAUCACGUCUUCUCCUCAUUUGGACCGCUCUACCUGUUGAAGUUGUGUCCCAACGCUCCGCUCCACCCACCUGGUUUCUACGCCAUCAUCAAGUUCUACUCUACUGCUCACGCCGCCAACGCCCAGAGACUCACACAUGGACGCCCUCUGCUUCACAGCUCCGCCCUCAAGGUGAAGCUGAGUUCCAAGCAGACUCCCCACUUCCUGUCUGGCAGGAACGCUCCUCUGAGCCACGCCCGCUGCCUGGAACUGGUCAAUCACUACCUGGGCUUCAAUGGCUGGACCUCUGACAUCAUCACACUGAAGGAGCUCACCAGUGAAGAAGAAGGUGAGGAUGAAGAAGAGGAUGUGGGUGGAGCCAGACAGAGGAUGAGGUUCGGCUGUAUAAUGAAGCUUAGCUUCCCGCGUUACGGCGUGACGACCAGAGGAACCGCAGUGGUGGAGGAGACCUUCACCUGUACAGGUCCAGACGUCCUCCUGCAGAGGCGCUGCAAGCUGCAGCGGUCGGUCAGAGAGAAGGCCCUGGUCCAGGCCUUCUCCUCCGUGCUGCUCAUACUUCUAGGGAAUGGUAAAGUGAUGGUGGAGCUGAAACAGACCUCAGAUCAGUUUGAAGCUGAUGAGACUGAAGACGUCCUGGAGGUGAAUGAGUUUUUCCCGUCUGAUGAAGAGGAGGCUGAUGAUGAAGACUGGGAUCUGACCGUGUCUUAGACUCUCUCAGGAUUACAGUUUGGACUGAUCUGAGGUCGGCUGCAGGCUAACCUGCCUCCUGCCUUCCUGAUUGGCUGGUUCUGCUCAGGUGUGUCAGACAGAAAACAGACUCUGAGAUGCUGAAGUUUUUUAUUUCUGAACAAAGCUGUGGUUCUGCACAGGAAGGUUCUGGUCUGAGCCGUUUAUCUCCCAUCACCUAUCACCAUUUCUCCCACUCUCUGCCUCCCAGCUGGAGUGGGGCGCAGGUUUCCUCCCACCACUACGUAGCCCUGCAGGCAGGAAGCAACAGGCAGGAAGUGGUUAGAACGGUGAUCUGCUUAACCAUUAAUAACGGGCGGGAACUCGUGAAAAGAUGAGUAAAGGUUGGACAUUUACAGGAACAUUUAUAGUUUCAGAUCAGUGUGAAACAUGUGGUCAGGUCUGGUGUUUCAAUCAUUAAGAAAUCCAGAUCAAAAGACCAAAUGUUGGUCAUUUUAGGGAAGUUGAAAAGUAACAUUUUUUGUUUUUAAAAUAAAGGUUUCAGAAAUGACAAA